Messenger RNA from Echinostoma caproni, 840 nucleotides. The record is from the annotation of a GenBank genome assembly. NCBI's taxonomy places the organism in Eukaryota, Metazoa, Platyhelminthes, Trematoda, Plagiorchiida, Echinostomatidae.
AUGCCACUUGCUAACUUUCUGUGGUUGAACGAAGCGUGCGGUAAAAAGGCGGUAAGGGGUAUUAUAUGUGGCGUAUGUGAAGAAUGGGCUCACCAAAAGUGCACAGGGGACUCUUCGGAGAUCUACGCAUUGUACUGUAAACAUAUUGGACUAAAAUGGGUGGGCAACGGUUGCAAAACGAUUGCACGCCAUCAUAAAGCCAAAGUUGCUAUCGCCGGAAAGUCACCAAGACUGACCGAAACAAAACGAGUGGAGAGUAAGGAAGUGACAUCUUCAGUGGUAACAGCCAACACCUAUGCCGAGGUGGUAAAGAAAACACCUCCAAGUAAACCAGCUCCAGAAACUCGUCAAAUGCAACCAAAUGCUAAGAUUGUCAAACCUAAGCCGAAAACAGAAAAUUCGCGCACCGCCAAGGGAGUCCACGGUAUUCUGAGCAACAGCCUGCACCAUAUCGAGAGUGAACCGCACAAAUUGCGUGCAGAAGUAGCCUCGAUCAACGCUAUUAGGGCGAAUAGAACGUCUAGGUGCAACACCUUACUGCUACUCAAUAAAGAGGAACCAAUAAUCAGGGAGUCUAAAACCCGGCGUGAACUGAACCGACGCCGAGUGAUUGACAUUCUUCGACUGGUAGGCCUAGAUACAAAAUGCCUUAUAAAAAGGUGUUUGGAAGCAGCCCAACCCAAACAGAGUGCCAGCGACCCGACCAAUACUAGUGGAGUUCGGAGGGGCUGGACCAAGGGGAAUGCUCUUAUCAAAAGCAUCCCUCGUAAGUCAACGCACAAAGGGGCGCUACAACAUAGCCCCGGACAACCCAAGGCCACAUGGGACGGUAGCCUAUAA